CUCUCUGGCCUUCGCCGCACAGGAGCACCUGCACGCCUGCGCUGAUCUCUCCCAUCCCCCCUCCCCGCCCAGAUUUAUCUCCAUCCAUCUGUCCCCGAGCUCCCACAUCCAUUACCGGGCAGCACGGCUACAGCAUUUGCAUGUGGAUCGAAGCGGAGGUACAGAGGGAAGCGAGGCAGAGGGAGGCGGAGGAAAACCUCUGAGGGAGAGAAAGGGAGGAAAAUAGAUCAGAGCGAGGGAGAGGGUGGCAGCAGAUAUCGAUGGCUGCAACAAUGGAGCUGUAGGAUCCAGAGAGGUGGUAGUCCGCUUGAAAGCGGCUGGGGAGAGGGGGUGAAGAUACUAUAUUUGAGUUGGGGGUGGGGGGGAGAGGAAGGAGGGAGGAAGAGGAUGGGCCUGGAGGACAGCCUUGCAAUGCCACUGCAAACAUUGGAUUAAAGCAGUAUGCUGGACAAGAGUGAGGUGGCAACCUUAGGUCUACCCCCCACCUCCAGCCAUGGCGGCUCUGACAGCAACAUCAGCACGGACGGAUCGGCGGCGGCGGCCGGGGCGGCAGGGGGCGCAGAGGCCGCGAGCGCCGGCGAGCCCCAGCGGACGCGCGUCGCUCUGGAGCAUCUCCAGCAGAAGAUCCUGAAGGUCACAGAGCAGAUCCGCGUGGAGCAGGAGGCGCGCGACGACAACGUGGCCGAAUACCUGAAGCUGGCCCACAACGCAGACAAACAGCAGGCGUCCAGGAUCAAGCAGGUGUUCGAGAAGAAGAAUCAGAAGUCGGCACAGACCAUCGCGCAUCUGCACAAGAAGCUAGAGCACUAUCACAAGAAGCUAAAGGAGAUCGAGCAGAACGGACCGGCCCGGCAACCCAAGGAUGUCCUGCGGGACAUGCAGCAGGGGUUAAAGGACGUGAGGGCCAACGUUCGCGCGGGGAUAAGCGGGUUUGGAGGCGGAGUAGUCGAGGGGGUCAAAGGUGGCGUCUCGGCCCUCACUCACACGGCCGUGGUCUCAAAGCCGAGAGAGUUCGCAAGCCUGAUCAGAAACAAGUUUGGCAGUGCGGAUAAUAUUGCUCACCUGAAGGACACGCUGGAGGACGGAGUGGGGGGACACUCUGAGGACGCCCCGACGCCCCGAGCUCUCAGCGGCAGCGCCACCUUGGUGUCCAGCCCCAAGUACGGCAGCGACGACGAGUGCUCCAGUGCGACCUCGGGCUCCGGAGCGGGCAGUAACUCCGGUGGGGCCGGAGCGGGAGGAGUGGUCGGAGGGGGGAUGCUGGCCCCGGCGAUGGGGAGCCCCCGACUGGACGGUCACCACCACCACCACCAUCACAUGCACAGCUCAUGGGACUCCCUUCUGGAGGGGCUGCAGGAGAUCAAGGCCAGCCAGACGCACAUGGAGGACGCCAUCGAGGACAUGAAGGGCCAGCUGCAGAGCGACUACUCCUACAUGACGCAGUGUCUGCAGGAAGAGAGAUACAGGUAUGAGAGACUUGAGGAGCAGCUGAAUGAUCUAACAGAGCUGCACCAGAAUGAGAUGACCAACCUCAAACAGGAACUCGCCAGCAUGGAGGAAAAGGUCGCCUACCAGUCCUACGAGAGAGCCAGAGACAUUCAGGAAGCCGUGGAGGCGUGCUUGACCCGCAUCACCAAGCUGGAGCUGCAGCAGCAGCAGCAGCAGGUGGUUCAGCUGGAGGGAGUGGAGAACGCCAACGCCCGGGCUCUCCUGGGGAAGCUCAUCAACGUCAUCCUGGCUCUCAUGGCCGUGCUCCUGGUCUUCGUCUCCACUUUGGCCAACUUCAUCACCCCUCUGAUGAAGACCCGAGCGCGCGUGGCCGCCACCGUCCUGCUGGCCUUGCUGCUGUUCAUCCUGUGGAAGCAGUGGGAUUUUGUGGAGUUGUGGUUGUUGCCCAGCUAAACCUGGAUUUAAAGGAAGGACGAGAGAAAGGAGACACGAAGGAGCUUGAGAGAAACUUAAUGGACUUGGUACAUUUGAGGUAGAACUUUACCGCUCUCCAGUUAAAUAAAGACGUCACCUCACUCCAUCCAAAUCUUCAGGUGUGGAUGACAGACGAUUAAUCCCAUUGCUAUCACCAAAAAGAAAGAAAGAAAAAAAAAGUUUCCUGCAAGAAAUCAGAUUUUCUAUUUAAGAGACACAAAGGAUCAACUUGCGCUGACUGUAAAUCUUCAUGUUGAAGCUGCAGCAUAUGUUUGAAACCAAGAUGUUUUUUUUUCCAUGAAUGUUACGUGCUCUCAUGCAUGUUCUUACAUGUGCACUCAGAUGCAUCCAGCAGGCAUGAGUUAGCAUCUCAUCAAUGACGAAUAAAUGUGUUUUCUGCCAUUUCUGUUGUCGGAAACAAAAGUGCAGAUACGUCGUUUCUCCACUCAAUCACUCUCGUGUUUUUCUUUCACAUCCUGUGCUGGUGUUACUGCAGUGCUAUUAGGCUUGUUUUCGGUGGUGGGAGGGUUGCAGCUGAACCUGCUAAAGCUUACAACACCGAAUGAAAUAAUUGAUUCUGUACACAAAUACUAACAGUGUAGACCUACAGCUACCCACAGUGUCAAAUUACCUGGCAUGUCAACGUUUAUAUCCAGUUUGCAAAAACAAAUGUUGCUGUUUUAUUAAACUGUGUAAGAAAUAAAUGAUUUCAUAUAUGA
Gambusia affinis (western mosquitofish) is the source of this 2642-nucleotide messenger RNA. RefSeq names its product transmembrane and coiled-coil domain family 2 (gene tmcc2). The record is from RefSeq and is a predicted model, not a curated record. Gene Ontology annotation, biological process: amyloid precursor protein metabolic process. Lineage: Eukaryota; Metazoa; Chordata; Actinopteri; Cyprinodontiformes; Poeciliidae. The transcript is spliced from 5 exons. Bases 442 to 1902 code for a protein of 486 amino acids. Gene Ontology annotation, cellular component: endomembrane system.